Messenger RNA from Mycena citricolor, 579 nucleotides. Lineage: Eukaryota; Fungi; Basidiomycota; Agaricomycetes; Agaricales; Mycenaceae. The record is from the annotation of a GenBank genome assembly.
AUGUCAGGACAUCACCGCAUCACCCUCGCCGCCAAUCCCCCCUACUUCGAUGGCGACAAGUCCAAGUACCUGGGCUUUGUGGAUGCGUGCACCACUUACAUCGGACAAUAUCCUCAUCGAGUUCCUGGAGCGCGGACUCAGCAGCGAAAUUGCAAGCCGUCUCUACAACACUGGCGUUCCCUGUCCAAGGCAUAUGGAGCCUUCAAGAGCUGGUGUGUCAACAUCGAGGCAAACGCUCUACGCGAUCAGCUGCGCAAAGCAUCGCAUACGCAAUCCGCACCACGACCGCCUCCCCAAUUCCGCCCGCAGGCAGCCCCAAUGACACCUGCACCCGCCCCGGCCCGACCCGCUGCCAACGAACCGGUUCCGAUGGAAAUCGACCGCACCCACGCCCGCGGCCGCAACAUCAUCUGCUACAACUGUCAGCAGCCUGGGCACAUUGCGCGGAACUGCCCGGAACCAAGGAAGAAGCGCACAUUCUUCAAUCGGGCCACGAUGCUUGAAGAGAUCGAGAACGGGGACAAAGACAACGAGUUCCUCAAGGAGAUUGCCGAGAAGCUGCGCGAGAAGGGUUUUUGA